This is a messenger RNA of Osmia lignaria (orchard mason bee), 2910 nucleotides long. RefSeq lists its product as uncharacterized. Lineage: Eukaryota; Metazoa; Arthropoda; Insecta; Hymenoptera; Megachilidae. The record is from RefSeq and is a predicted model, not a curated record.
CUCCUACAUUUUAGGAAUAGAAAUACUAAAAUUUCAAAAUAUUAGGUGAAUAUAUAAUUUUGUGGAGCACCAUAUAAGUUUCAUCACAAAUGUCACUCCACAUUGGAAGGUGUUAAAGGUCUCAUAGUUCCUAAUAACCGUAAAGACGUCAGCUGGAUUAUUCAGAAACGGUCAAUAUUGAACAGGAUACAAUGAACGUAAGUCAUUGAAAUGACAAAGAUAAAGCUGGUGUCUCUUUUUACUCGUGUCGAUCGCGCUAGGCAUCCUGACAGACCUCGAAUUACUUCGAUUUCUAUACACUCUAUCACAUCCUGUACACGUCAAACACCUGCGAUUGUGCAACGAAAGCACGUUUACACCUAGAUUUACUUUGUCUGUCGUGUUAUCAUUCGAACGGACACAUUACCCUUUUGUAAACGACCAAGCCCGGAAACCUUAUAAAGUAACUUAACUCGAUUUUUAUUGCCAGUCGCCCGUUAAGAUUCUUCCCGAAACAUUCGUCAUGUAUUCGCAAGCAUUAUUUUUCUAUUCGGUGAUCUAUUAUAGUAUCGUUCGCGUUCAGUGUACCGCGAUCUUUCUUACCACCCCACCUGUAAAUCCUAUCGAUAGAGAUUCCAGGGACAGGUGGAAAUUUUUGGAAGAAAAUGUGCCGGUGGAAGAAGGCUCACCACCGUUUGAUUGGAAGUUUCAAAGAGAAUUACCUUACGAGGGUGUUUCGAUAGGAGGUUGGGUCAAUAAUGAAUUCUUUCAGAAGUUCAGAGAAGAUAAGGGUGAAGGAACUGUGCUGUUCUCGGUGGACGAAUGCUCUAGGUACUGUAUCAAAAAUGGGUCCGGCAAGGAUGACGAGGAUUUUCAAUAUAUAAAUCUGUUUUGGACUGUUAAUAUUACAGAUAUAACGGGCGAUCUUUUAUCAAAUGAUCUGUCAAGAUUAAUGCCAGAAACAAAUGUGCAAGGUUCGAACAACAGCCUCGGAAAAUGUCAGAUUUACCUUGACCUGGAUUGCAACACAACUGAAACAGGAACUGCAACGAAUGAUAUGAAAAAUAUAUCUAAAAACGUUAACAAACCCGAUUUUCAACCCUCUGUAAAAUUAGUGGAAAGAUAUAAUUUAAAUAACCAUACUGAAAUAAAGUUUAUGGUGGAUACUGUGAUAAACAGAAUUAUCAUAAAUGUGGAUGGGAAUGUUUCAAAUGCUAUGAUUCGAGUACCAAUUGCUUCGAGGAACGGUCGUGAAACAAUGAUCACUUGGACACGCAAGGGCUACGCGAAUGGGGUCAGAAUCGACACACGAAACCCGCCACCUGGCGAGUGGUGGAUGAAACUCGUAGGGGAUGAUAACGCGAAAUACCACUUCCAGGUUGAGGGCGUCAUCGAAGAGAACCCUCCGGGCAAACUGUUUUCUCCGGCACCGAGAAUAAGUGGAAAUAAUGGCGUAAUAACGAUUACACCACAUCGUUUAAAUAUUAAACGUGAUCCGAUUCUAAAUAUAGAAGAAAAAUCCGACGAUUUCCUGAAGACAACCGAUUCGGAAGUAAUUAAGGCUGAACAACGUAAUUUGGACGCAAGAAACAAUUCUAAAUUAGUGGAUGAUAGAGAGAUAACUCGAGAAAGAUCGUUGAAACGACGAACAUUCCUCCAAGAACAAAAUGAACAAGCAACAAAGGAAGAAACAAAUAAUAGUGAAUCAUCGGUGUUUAUUUCUAAUACUGAUAAUGAAUUUAUUAAUUAUGCCGAGUAUGUUACUUUUAUGGACGAUGAUGGAAACGCAACUAUUCCGAAGAAAUUCGAUAAUGGUGACAAAUUAUUUGAAAAAAUGUUUUCAACCGAGGAACAGGAAAAAAUUCGUGCAAGAUCCUCAAUCGAUGCGGUUGAUAAUCUCGACAUUGAUAACAGUGAACCACUAAAGGCAAACAAUAUUGAUAUAUCUGUGAGAAAAAUAGAAACCCUGGACAAUGAUGAAUUAUCUGAAGAGCUGGUAAAUUAUGCCAAUCAAAAUACUAUUGAAGAGAAAAAGAUGCUCAUAGAAGUAAACAGAAACAGCAAUUUACUUGUCACACCAGGAACAAUACACAGAAUAGUUUUUGAUGUAAUGAACAACUGUGUUUUACCAGUUAGAUAUGCAUUUCAAGUAAAGAGUACACCUUUUAAACUAUACAAUGUUCAACCCCUCUAUGCAUGGAUUUAUCCUGGACAAAUGAGUAAGGUAGCAGUGGAUUUAAUUGUACCUAAUAAUGCUGCACCAGAUACAGCUAACACAGUUACUUUCUUUAUUGUGGGCACAGAAAUAAAGGAGAAAUCAGUAUAUCUAUAUGUACAAGGUUCAGUUUCGAAGUUGACUGAUGAUGUUAAACCAAAGAUCGAAUAUUCAUUCAAUAACAAUUGUGCUGGAAAACUAGCAAAAGAUCAUUGCUAUAAAUCUCACUGGAGUAUAGAUGUUACAAUUGAAGACUAUGAUUCAGGUCUAAAGCGAGUAAUUUCAUCUCCAAGGAAUAUUUAUCCACGUACAGAAUUUAUUAGUGGUACAAGGAGUCCUGUAACAUUUUAUUAUUCUGCUACCUGUUGUGACACAAGUGCUAAAAUUACAGCUAUAGAUCUACUAGAUAACUAUAACACCUAUACAGUAGAUGUUACAGCAUGGAAUAACUUAUCAGAAGCACAGAUAGCAGCUAUUACAGUGGGAGCACUGUUAGCUUUAUUACUUAUUAUUUUGAUCAUUAUUAUAAUAAUAUACUGCUUUCGAAGAAAGAAGAGCCUUGAUCUGCCUUAUACACAAAGAUAUGGAUCUAGACCUCCAGCAAGUGCUGAAAGAACUAACUUUUAAUUCCUCAUUUCUACUAACAAAAUUUAAAUUAUACAUGUAAUAUUCUUUAUAAUUUAGAUUAACAUUAUAAUUAAAUUUUAUUUGUACCA